Molecule: messenger RNA, 1986 nt
Organism: Exophiala spinifera
Lineage: Eukaryota; Fungi; Ascomycota; Eurotiomycetes; Chaetothyriales; Herpotrichiellaceae
Product: succinate dehydrogenase, flavoprotein subunit
Exons: 4
Coding region: 1-1986 (661 amino acids)
Biological process (GO): tricarboxylic acid cycle; mitochondrial electron transport, succinate to ubiquinone
Molecular function (GO): succinate dehydrogenase (quinone) activity; electron transfer activity; flavin adenine dinucleotide binding
Source: RefSeq, a predicted model, not a curated record
AUGAUUACUUUCAGCACGGCGCUUCGAAGCAAGGCCGUGCCUCCUCAAACGUUGUCAAUCGUUCGACCCUUUCAAGAACCUCUAGCAAGAAUACGUAGUUGGGCGUCUCGACCACAGGCACGAAGACUGCAUCAGAAACGACGUGCAACCACCUCGUCGACUGCCCACGCAUUCAACAACAAGUUUGAGGUGAUUGAUCACCAAUACGAUGCCGUCAUUAUCGGCGCUGGGGGCGCCGGUCUACGAGCAGCAGUCGGCCUGGCCGAGUCGGGUCUCGAAACUGCCGUCGUGACCAAAUUGUUCCCUACACGUUCUCACACCGUCGCAGCCCAAGGAGGUAUCAAUGCCGCUUUGGGAAAUAUGCACGAUGAUGACUGGCGGUGGCAUAUGUACGAUACGGUAAAGGGAUCGGACUGGCUCGGCGACCAGGACGCCAUUCAUUACAUGUGCCGCGAAGCACCGCGAGCGGUCCGGGAGCUUGAGGAAUACGGCAUGCCGUUUUCUCGCACUCAAGAAGGAACCAUCUAUCAGCGGCCACUCGGUGGUCAGUCUCUGGAGUUUGGGAACGGUGGCCAAGCGCACCGAACGGCUUGCGUCGCUGAUCGGACAGGCCACUCCAUGUUGCAUACCUUGUAUGGACAAGCUUUGAAGCACGAUUGCCAGUUCCACAUAGAAUGGUUCGCUUUGGAUCUCAUCAUGGACGGCAAAGACUGUAUAGGUCUCACGGCGUUGGAUAUGGAGACAGGAACAUUGCACAGAAUUUUCGCUCGGAACACAAUCCUAGCGACCGGAGGUUAUGGACGAGCUUACUUCAGCGCCACCAGCGCCCAUACAAGCACUGGAGAUGGACUUGCCAUGGCAAGUAGGGCUGGGCUUCCUCUGCAAGACAUGGAGUUUGUGCAGUUCCACCCAAGCGGCAUAUAUGGCGCAGGGGUUCUUAUCUCAGAAGGUGCCCGUGGAGAAGGCGGGUACCUGCUGAACAGUCAGGGGGAACGCUUCAUGGAACGCUAUGCUCCCACAGCACGAGAUCUCGCAUCGAGAGAUGUAGUGAGUCGGAGUAUGAACAUGGAGAUCCGCGAGGGACGAGGCUGCGGACCGGAUCAAGACCACAUCUUCCUGCAAUUAUCUCAUCUUCCCAGGGACAUUCUAAUGGAGAGAUUACCGGGUAUUGCAGAAACUGCAAGCAUUUUCUCGGGCGUGGACAUCACGAAGGAGCCGAUCCCGGUCAUUCCGACUGUCCAUUACUGUAUGGGAGGCAUACCUACCAACUGGAAAGGCCAGGUGUUGAACGUCGACCCUGGAACCGGGAAGGAAACAAUUGUCAAUGGCUUGUAUGCGGCUGGAGAAGUUGCAUGCGUUUCUGUCCAUGGCGCUAAUCGCUUAGGGGCCAAUUCACUGCUCGACAUCGUCGUGUUCGGAAGGGCGGCCGCUGGUCAUAUCGCCGAGAAUAACGACCGUGGGAUGCCGGUCUUCAGAAAUGGCGGAACCAUUACACCAGAAACUGGAAUCAAUGGCUUCGUCGACCUUGAAAGGUUCAGGAGAGCCGAUGGAUCCAAGCUGACCGCCGAGCUCCGACUGGACAUGCAGAAAGCCAUGCAAGCGGAUGUUGCCGUUUUCAGGAACGAAGAGAGUCUGACAACUGGGCUUCAGAGAUUACAGGAGGUCGAGGCUGCAUUCAACAGUGAUGUCUGUGUCAAGGACAAAUCCCUGAUCUGGAAUUCAGACCUUGUGGAGACGCUUGAGAUGCGGAACCUGUUGACAUGUGCAUCGCAGACGGCGAAGAGUGCUUUGGACAGAAAAGAAUCGCGAGGUUCUCAUGCCAGAGAAGAUUAUCCAGAGCGUAUGGAUGAGGAAUUCAUGAAGCACAGCCUAAGCUGGCAGAAAGACGUUGGUCAAAAAGUGUCGAUGGGGUAUCGGGAUGUGGUUUUCCAGACUCUCGAUCAGAAUGAGUGCAAGACGGUGCCGGCAAAGAAGAGAACGUAUUAG